Molecule: messenger RNA, 2027 nt
Organism: Annulohypoxylon truncatum
Lineage: Eukaryota; Fungi; Ascomycota; Sordariomycetes; Xylariales; Hypoxylaceae
Product: DUF124-domain-containing protein
Exons: 5
Coding region: 403-1587 (394 amino acids)
Source: RefSeq, a predicted model, not a curated record
AGCAAGCUACAACUCUCCAACUUUGCUGAUGAUUGGACAAACCUCAUCGACGCCGAGGAGCUGGUCGAGCUGUAUUUAGCACAGCCCAUCUGCGGGAUCUCCCUUUCGCAGGGAUAGGGAGUACAUACGUAUGCAACCAGCUCGCCUUAUAGGACAAGAUGGCGGCCCAAAAAGUGGCCAUCUGUCGAGUCGACUGUCGAGCCUGUUGCAGACUCGACUUCCAACUUCACCCAUCCAUCUACCCUUCUUAACCUAGAGGCUCCAAUUCUGCAAACACUUCGUCUAAAGCUAUCUUGUUGAAGACAAUAUCUUCAAAGCUAGCCUAUCUAUCUCACCCUAUAUCUUAUAGCAGGACGGCAAAACUUUGCCUAUACUAAGAAACUCGAGAAGCAUUCAGCGACAAUGUCUGGUCAAUACUAUCCACCGCCCCCUGGUGCGGCUGGGCCAACAGCCUCAGCACCGCAGAAGAGCUACCCACCUCCGCCUACCUCUCCUCCCGCAAAUCAGACGAAGUUCUACCCGCCGCCGCCUGGAACACCCAGUUACCCUCCUCCUCAAACUCAAAGCUACCCUACUCCUCCGCAGCAGUCAUACCCAGCCCCUCCACAACAGAAUUAUCCAGCGCCGCCGCAACAAGCUGUAUCUCCGCCGCCCAAGAUCGGUACACCAGUAUAUCAGCCUCCACCUUCCCAGCCAGCGCAACACGUCAACUUACCCAUUCGGAACGAUGGCACAAUGACACCGCCAGGUAGUGCUGCGCCAUCAUAUGGAGACGUAGUACCUAACCCUCCCGAGGGAUUUCCAAAUGAGAAAGCACAAAGCAUUCUAGGGGCGGGACCAAAUCACUCGAGAACUACGUCAAAUGCCGCCGGACCCUCGCAUUUUCAGGGCGCGGCUGCGACGUUGGAUGACGUGGGAACGUUCAACGGUGGCUCAUAUCGCAUCAGCCACCGAGAUUGUAACACUAUUAUUACGAUCCAAUUGGCGAUGGGGUGCCCGAUAAGCGCUAAACCGGGAGUGCUGAUCGCCAUGAGUCCGACCAUUACGCUCAAGGGUGAGUACAAAUUCAGCAUGAAGAAGUUAAUGGCCAGCGGCGGCGAGUUCGGUCACUCGACCUUUAUUGGUCCCGGUGAGUUGCUGCUUGCCCCUAGCAUGCUUGGCGACAUGACCACCAUCCGCUUAACCGGCGACGAGUCCUGGAGCGUCGGGAAAGACUCGUACGUCGCCAACACCCAGGGCGUUGUUCGCGACUACAAGCGCCAGGGUCUCGGAAAGGCCAUGUUCAGCGGUGAGGGUCUAUGGGUCCACAAGAUCAGUGGUAUCGGCCUGUUGUGGAUCACCAGUUUCGGCGCUAUCAUCCGCAAGGACCUUGCCGAAGGUGAAAGAUAUAUCGUCGAUAACGGCCACUUAGUCGCGUGGAACGUCAAAUAUGUCAUGGAGCGUGUGGCUAGUGGUGGUAUGCUGGGCGGGCUUGCCAGUGGGGAGGGUCUUGUUUGCAAGUUCACAGGACCUGGCACAGUAUUCCUUCAAACGAGAAACCCGAGAUCUUUCAGCGCUUACAUGACGGGCAAUGCGGCACCGCCGUAAAAUACCUACAGUACUGUUACCGUUUCAAUAUCCGGAUUAAUAUCUGGCAUUUCUAUCGUGAGGCUUUCGAAUGGGGUUUUUUUCUAGUUACGUUUGCAAAUACCAGUGCCGGGCAGCGCAUGUAUUGGAUACCUAUAUCACUUUCAUUCUCUAUUUUGGGAAAAUUAAAAUGCCGUGAUUUUAACGAAGUAGUGUGGCUCUUUAAAAUCUACCUAUUGCAACUGACGCAAGAUUAACGUCAAUAAACCCACCUGUUGGGAAACAACCCGAAAUAUGUACUAAAAUCGUACCCGUAGCUUAUUUCAACCUCCUCUCUAAACAAUGACAUUAGUAACAUCAGGGGAUAGUAACACUCAGCCAGUUACGAUUCAACUUCUUUGAGUAUCAUUAGGCUUACAUGAGAUAUAUCUCUGGAAGUUUGUGACCUCAGGUCAAUGGAC